CCCGGCUCCGGUUCCCGCAUGGCGGCCGCGGGGCCCCCCCCGGGCGGGAGCAGCAGCCCCGAGCAGCGGUAGCGCAGCGCGGAGCGGGCGGCAGCCAUGGCCGACCCCAGCCACAUCCAGUCAGCUGCUUCCAAGAGCAUCCGUCCCUUCCGCUCAAGCGAGGAGUACCUGGAGGCCAUGAAGGAGGACCUGGCCGAGUGGUUCAACACCCUCUAUGACCUGGACAUCCAUGCGGAUACGUUCCUGGAGAGCCUGGAGACAGGCGCUCACCUCUGCCGCCACGCCAACAAUGUCACCCGCAGCGCCCGCGCCUUCCAGCGCCGGCACCCGGAGCUGGGCACGCGCGUCCCCCGCAACGAGGUCCUGUUCCAGGCCAAGAACGUGGCCCCCGGCUCCUUCGUGGCCAGGGAUAACGUGUCCAACUUCAUCCGGUGGUGCCGGCAGGAGCUGGGCAUCCAGGACGUGCUCAUGUUCGAGACCAAUGACCUGGUGCUGAGGAAGAACGAGAAGAACUUUGUGCUGUGCCUGCUGGAGGUGGCGCGGCGGGGAGCGCGCUUCGGCAUGCUGGCCCCCAUGCUCAUCCAGAUGGAGGAGGAGAUCGAGGAGGAGAUGCGGGACCCAACGGGGACCCGGCGCCAGGAGGGCCAGGACCCACAAGCACCCUCGUACCCCGGACGGGCCCGACCCAUCUCCAUCUGUGACCUGAAGAACCUGGAUGAGCUGGUACGGGAGAUCCUGGAAUGCUGCUCCUGCCCCUCCCAGUUCCCCAUGGUCAAGGUCUCAGAGGGGAAAUACAAAGUGGGGGACUCCAACACCCUCAUCUUUGUGCGGGUGCUCCGGAGCCACGUGAUGGUGCGAGUGGGGGGCGGAUGGGACACGCUGGAGCAUUACCUGGACAAACAUGACCCGUGCCGCUGCGCCUCGCUUGCCCACCGCCAGCCCCGGGCCCCCACCGCCUGCCCCAGCCCCGGGCCCCCCCGGCGCCCCCCUGGCAGAGCCGUGGGGCUCACGGGCACCCCCAGGCCCGGCUCCAGGCAGGAGGGGGGAUCCCCACGGGGGGCUCCGGCCCCACAGCCCAGCAGCCCCGGCAGGAGCCCCGCACGCACCGCACACAGGCCCCGCGCCCGCCGCUGCUCAGGCGACAGCGACUCCUCGGCCUCCUCCGUGCCCGGCGGCCCCUCGGGCGCACCGAGACCCCGCGACGGGACCCGUGAGGAGCCGGAGCCGCAGCGCUCCCAUAGCCCCGGGGCUCCCCGAACCCCACAGCGCUCCCAUAGCCCCGGGGCUCCCCGAACCCCACAGCGCUCCCAUAGCCCCGGAGCACCCCGAGCCCCACAGCGCUCCCAUAGCCCCGGUCCGCCCCGAGCCCCACAGCGCUCCCAUAGCCCUGAUCCGCUCCGUGCCCCACAGCGCUCCCAUAGCCCCGGAGCACCCCGAGCCCCGCAGCGCUCCCAUAGCCCCGGAGCACCCCGAGCCCCACAGCGCUCCCAUAGCCCCGGUCCCCCCCGAACCCCGCAGCGCUCCCAUAGCCCUGAUCCGCUCCGUGCCCCACAGCGCUCCCAUAGCCCCGGUCCCCCCCGAACCCCGCAGCGCUCCCACAGCCCCGGUCCGCAGCCGCUGCUCCUCAUCAGCCGCGGCCCCUCCGGGCAGCACUCGUGGUCGCUGCCCCCGGAGCCGGGGCCGGAGCGGGGCCGGCGCUGGUUGGAGCCGGCCCAGGAGCAGCGGCUGCUGCGGGAGCUGGAGCGGGAGCUCCUCGCCAACACCCGCGCCAUGGCCGAGCUGCAGGACGCGGAGCCCCCCCCGCCCCCCCCCGCCGCAGACUCCGCCUACUGCUCCUCCUCCUCCUCCUCUUCCUCCCUCAGCGUCUUCGCCAAGCAGAGCGCGCCCGCCCCCCCCCGACCCCCCCCGUGCAGCUCCUCCGAUGAGAGCUCGGACACGGACGAGCCCCCCCCGCCGCGGCCCUGCCCCCGCCCCCGCCUGGACACGCAGCCCCAUAGGAAGCCGUCGAGGAUCCCCACGCCGCGGGGCUGUGGGGCAGCGCCCCCCCGCUCCAGCCCCAAAGCCGGGGGGCACCGGUCCUGGGGGGCUCUGCAGAGCGUCCUCUCCUCCUUCCUGGAGCCCGCCUGGGCCCCCCCGGAGCACCAGGGGCUGGAGGAGGACUCCUGGCCCUGAAGCACCCGCAGGGAUGCGGGGGGUGAUGGCCCCGAGGGACCGCAGCCGAGGUACCGGACACGGGACCUGCGGCACUCGGUGACUGUUGGCGAUGGGCCCUGGAUGGGCCCCGGUCCGGUGGGAGAUGCUCCAGGGGGACAAACGCAGCGGGGCCGGAGCAAGGAGCUGCGGGCCGGGCACAGGGGAACAUGGACGGAGGUGAAGCGGCUCCAACCUCAGCUGCACCUCUCCUGCCUCAUCCUCAUCCAUCUCCUCUCUUCCACCUCCUCACUCGAGGUGACUCUGGUUCAUGCCCUUGUCCCUCCCCAGCCCAUCCGGCCUGGAUAUAGCCCGUCUGAUGUCCCUAUGGUGGGAUGGGGCUGUCUCUGGAGCCCACCCCCGGCCCUGCAUGGCCCCCCCCCAGCCAGU
This is a messenger RNA of Melopsittacus undulatus (budgerigar), 2580 nucleotides long. It is a transcript of the gene GAS2L1, whose product is annotated as growth arrest specific 2 like 1. Gene Ontology annotation, molecular function: microtubule binding; actin filament binding; cytoskeletal adaptor activity. The record is from RefSeq and is a predicted model, not a curated record. Gene Ontology annotation, cellular component: cytoplasm; actin filament; stress fiber. NCBI's taxonomy places the organism in Eukaryota, Metazoa, Chordata, Aves, Psittaciformes, Psittaculidae. Gene Ontology annotation, biological process: microtubule bundle formation; protein localization to microtubule plus-end; regulation of microtubule polymerization or depolymerization.